Messenger RNA from Vicia faba (fava bean), 8274 nucleotides. NCBI's taxonomy places the organism in Eukaryota, Viridiplantae, Streptophyta, Magnoliopsida, Fabales, Fabaceae. The record is from the annotation of a GenBank genome assembly.
AUGCUGAGGGAUUCAAAAAUUCCACGGCGGAAUCUGGGCAAACAAGGAGAAGUUGAAAAUGUGGAUCCGACGGAUUCUUGGUCGUCCGGGACAAAUUCGAGAUGCACAGAAGCUUCCAGGCCUCCAUUGAAUACGAUUCAAGAUACUGAUGUGAGUUGCGGAAGCAGCAAGUUUGACAAAACUCCAUCUAAAACCAACAAGAGGAAAGUAGGACCUGAACUUCGUACUCCUGAAAAGAGCUUGCACUGGAAACACAGGUUCGCGUGGCCUCAAAGAAUUGAAACAGUUUCGUCUAUGAUUGAUGAUAGAAGAGGAUCUGGUAUUGGAAAUGGUACUCCUAAAGUAACUCGUAAUGCGGGAAGAGCUUGUUCAGAAAGUAAUUCGACUAAUAGCACUCCUACUAAGAGUGUCACUAAGCCUCCUCCUAGCUCGGGUGUUCGAGGUAAAGCUGAUGGAAGCUUCAGUGCUCGUUUGGGAAACUACGCUGCCUUGUACAGAGGGGUUUCGAGUACAUCUUGUACGCCACCUACCGUUGUUAACACGGUUGAAGUACCUCACUUCGAUCUCAAAGAGGAUUCUUCAUUUUGGAUUAAUCACAAUGUACAGGUGAUUAUACGAGUCCGUCCUCUCAAUAGCAUGGAGAGGAGUAUACACAACUAUAACAGAUGCCUAAAACAAGAAGGCUCUCAGUGCAUUACUUGGAUUGGGCAACCGGAAAACCGGUUCACAUUUGAUCACGUUGCAUGUGAAACAGUAGACCAGGAUAUGGUUUUCAGAAUGGCUGGUCUUCCAAUGGUCGAGAACUGUCUUUCAGGAUACAAUAGCUGUAUGUUUGCAUACGGACAGACAGGAAGUGGGAAAACAUAUACAAUGCUUGGUGAAAUUGAAGAUUUAGAUGUGAAGCCCAGUUCUCAUCGUGGAAUGACUCCUCGUAUAUUUGAGUUUUUGUUUGCCAGGAUUCAAGCUGAAGAGGAAAGCAGAAGAGAUGAGAACUUAAAAUACAAUUGCAAGUGUUCCUUCUUGGAGAUUUACAAUGAGCAAAUUACAGAUCUACUUGAUCCCUCGUCUACCAACUUGCUUCUGCGGGAGGAUGUCAAGAAGGGUGGUGUUUAUGUUGAAAAUCUUUCCGAGUUUGAAGCUCAAAGUGUGAGUGACAUUAUUAGGCUUCUAAUUCAGGGUAUGGCAAAUAGAAAAGUUGCAGCUACAAACAUGAAUAGAGAAAGCAGUAGGUCCCACUGUGUUUUUACAUGUGUAAUCGAGAGUACUUGGGAAAAGGAUUCUACUACUAAUUACCGUUUUGCAAGGUUAAACCUGGUUGAUCUAGCUGGUUCAGAAAGACAGAAAACUUCCGGUGCUGAGGGUGAGCGUUUAAAGGAAGCGGCUAGCAUCAAUAAGUCAUUAUCUACCUUGGGUCAUGUCAUUAUGAUACUAGUGGAUGUUGCAAAUGGGAAGCAGAGGCAUAUCCCUUACAGAGACUCCAGGCUAACGUUUCUUCUUCAGGAUUCUCUUGGUGGAAACUCAAAAACAAUGAUUAUUGCUAAUGUCAGCCCUUCUAUCUGCUGUGCUGCUGAAACACUGAAUACCCUUAAAUUUGCUCAAAGAGCAAAACUGAUUCAAAAUAAUGCUGUGGUGAAUGAAGAUUCUAGUGGGGAUGUAAUUGCUUUAAAACACCAAAUUCGGCUUUUGAAGGAGGAGAUUUCUACGCUCAAACGGUGCCAGAGUGUUUCCAGGUCAUUGUCAUUCAGAGAUAUAAAACAAUCAGUAGAAGAUUAUUCUUUGGAAAAUGAAACUGAAAUGGCUGAACAACAAGAUGCUGAUAUGCUUGAUUAUGAAUCCAAGGGCACUAGAAUGUCUCACAAACAGUUAGAAUCACUGCAGACAACUCUUGAUGGUGCUUUAAGAAGGGAGCAAAUAGCAGAAACUUCUAUUAGGCAACUAGAAGCAGAAGUUGAACUAUUGAACUCUUUGGUUCGUCAAAGAGAGGAGGAAACUAUGAGUUGCAAAAUGAUGCUUAGGUUUCGUGAAGAUAAAAUUCGUCGAUUGGAAUCUCAAGCUGUUGGUUCUAUUACCGGAGAUCAAUUUUUGCAUGAAGAUAAUAAAGCACUUUCUGAUGAGAUUCAGUUACUUCAAGGCAAAAUUGAUCAAAAUCCUGAAGUUACACGAUUUGCUAAGGAGAAUAUCAGGCUUCAAGAACAACUUAGAAGAUAUGAAGAGUUCUAUGGAGAAGGCGAGAGAGAGAUUUUAUUAAGUGAAGUAUCUUCUUUAAGGGAACAGUUGCUUCAGUUUCUUGGAGGAAAAUCUGUUCAGGCUGAUUUAAGUUAUGACACUCAACCUCAGAAAACUCAAUGUUGCAGCAAACAAAAUGACUCCAUUGAUCUAGAGCUAAGAAAUGCUCUGGAUAAGUUAGAGGAGUACAGACACAACUUAAACUAUUGCUUAGAGGAGAAUGCAAAACUCCAUAGGGAAUUAGACUCUUUGCAGUCAAUGUUCAACAACAAAACUGCCACAAAGGUUUCUAUAAAAGAACCUUUGUCCAAAAGUCAGGCACUUCCACCUCAGAUGGCGGUUAAGCAUGAAUCUCAAUUGUUAAAAGAAACUGAUGAUAUCUUGGAUUUGCACCUGGAGUUAGAUAUAAUAAAGAUAAUUCUGAAGGAAGAGAGGACUUCCCGUGAAAUUCUGGAGGAGGGAGCAAUGCGCUUAAAUCAUGAAAUUCUAAUGGAAAAAGACAAGCUUUUGCAGGCAAAAAAACAGUUGGAAGAUACAGAUAAUGAGCUGAAAGUUGCUAAAUCUGUAAUCGAAGCUCUUGAAUCACAACAAAUUUUAUCAAUCAAAGAGAUAGAAGACAUGCAGAACAAGAACAACAAUUAUCAGGAUCUUGUGAGGAAACAAGAGCGUGAAAUCAUUGCCUUGAAGAAUCAACUUGCACCAAGUAAGGUUGAUAAUGAGUACCCCUUACAAGUAAGGUUCAGAAGAAUGCAUGAUUCUCUUGAAAAAGCCAAGCAACUGAACAUGUUUUACCAAAGUGAUCGUGCACUCCAGAUAUCGAAUGAGGAAGAGAUGGACGAAGUCCGUCGACAGGCAGAGGCUGAAACUGCCGAGGUAAUUGUUUGUAUGCAGGAAGAACUUGCCCAGCUACAACAUCAAGUAAAUGAUAGCCAUCAGAAGGAAAUAGAAAUGAAGGAGAGUAUAUUGCAUUUGGAAACUGAAUUGAAGGACGUGAAAGAAAAAUUGCUUACUACUGUUGAUGAUAACCAAAGUUUAAGUGAAGAGUUUUGGCAGAGAGAUAAUGCACUCAAAUCACUUGUCGAAGAAUGGGAAUUGUUAACCUCUGAGAUUGAAGAGAUUCUUGGUGAUGGAUGUCAGGCACUAGAUGAUGCCUCCGAUGAACUGGGGCAUAUAAGCAAUUCACUUCCACAGAAAAGGAUAUGGAUUUCUGAACAAGUUAGCAUGAUGGUUAGAAAAAUCUCUGAAAAGGAAUUGCUAAUUGACGAGCUCGGAAGAUGUUUGGAAGAUGCAUGCAAUAAAAGAAGUGAUAUGGAGUGUAUGCUGAAGUCCUUACGAAGUGCAACACUGGUGAUUACUGAAGCCCACCAGAAGGAGUCAGCUGAACUAGAAAAAGAAAUUCUCCUACUGACAUCACAAGUGAGUGAAAGAACGACUACUCUGAAACAGAUGGAGGAGCAGUUUAUAUUGGCCAGAGACCAAAUCCGAAAAACAUCAACUUGUGCAACAGCAGCUUUUGUAGUUGUGAAUAGAUUGUCAGAUGUGAACGAUGGUUAUCUUGUUGAUGUAAAGCACAAGGAUAAUCGGCUUAAUGAACUAGCAGAAAUUAAUGACAGGAAGGAUGCCGUUUUAAUUGAUCAAUCCACUUCCCUUGAACAAGCAAAGAGGCAGAUAGCUGAGUUGCAGGAAAAAUGUGACAACUUAUGGCAGAGGCUGUCUGAGGAGAAAGAACACUCUUUUGCCUUGGAACAUAAACUUGAAGAUAUUGAAAAGAGUGUCAUUUCAGAGGCUAGGGAGCAACUAGUAACAUUACAAGACGGUGUCUUCUCAAUCAGGUCAUCCAUGGCCUCUUUUUCAAAUAAUUCUAACUGUCUUGAGAAUGGUGAAUCAAGGACAAGUUCUGAAACACAUCAUCAAAUAGCGGAGAUGGCUGACUUAUCCUUUAAAUUGGCCAACAGUGGAUAUGACAAGAAAAACCGUAAAGCAAGAAAUGUUUCCAAGGAUGCAUGUGAAAGAGAUGUUACCAUUACUCUGUUGAGAAAAGAAAUUGAAAGUGCUCUUGAAAGCUUAAAAGAAGUGCAUGCUGAGAUAGCCAAAUUACACGAGGAGAAAAAAGGGAUGUCAAUAUGUGAAAAGCAAAGUCGGGAUAGUAUCAAGUGUCUAACAACUCAAAUACUUGCUUUGCAAGCAGCUGUGGGACACUUUGAAGAGCAAUCCGAAGUUAAGGUCGAAGUACUCAGUAAAAAACUCAGGAACUUGGAGAAAACUCUAAAAGAAGCAAUGUCCUAUUGGAAUCAAACAAAAGAGUCGCUUGAACUAGAAGUUGGGGAGGCAAAGAUCGUACAAGUUCAAAAAGCUGAAGAAACAUACUGUAUUCUUGCUAAAUUUGAAGAAGCCCAAGACACAAUGAAAGAAGCAGAUAUUAUGAUCAAUGAAUUAGUGAUAGCUAAUCAGUCAAUGAAGAUUGACAUAGAAAAACUGAAAGAAAGAGAAGUCACAUUGCUCAGUGAGAAGGAUGUAUUAAUCAACAAGGUUGAGAGCUUACAGACCGUUGUCGAUUUGAAGCAUCGGGAGAUAGAAGACCUUGUUGAAUCGAAUCUUAUAGAAACAAGGGACUUAGUGUUGGAGGUGGAUGAUGUGAUUACAGAGGUCCAGUUGGCGAUGAAGGAAAUUUUUACCUCUUUAGCUUGUGAUAUAGAAUGCUUAAAGUCUCAAUUUAUAUGUUCCACUAAGUCGAUACAACCAUGGCUUGAGAAGAUCUGGUCUGAGAUAGUUAAUAAAGAUUGUGCGAUGUCUGUACUACAUCUCUGUCACAUGAGUGUUCUUCUGGAAACAGUAACGGGAAUGCAUGCAGCAAAUGGCUUGCUUUCGCAUGGCUUGUGUGAAUCAAACUCUGUCAUAAGUGAUCUGAAGGAGCAUAAUUGUAGAACAAGGGAAGAACUAGAAAUGUGCAGAACCUUGAAAGGGAAACUGCUUGCUGAUAUCCAGAGUAGUUUUGAUCGCAUCAGUAGGAAAGAAGUGGAAGCUGGAGAGAUCACCAUCAAGCUAAACACUUUUGCUAAAAAAUUAUCAGAUCUACAGCUUCAGGAGGAGAUGAUGCUGCAAAGGUCUAAUGAAAUGGGAUCCCAACUUGCUAUGUUAAUGAGGGAAUUGGAUCUGAGUAAUACCGAUCUUGUGGUAUCCCUUUUAGAUCAAGAGAAACUACUGAAACAGAAAGUAGAAGCCACUGAGUCUCAAGCUGAAUUUCUUAUGGCAGAUUGGUACGCAAAAGACUUUGAGUUACUCAUCCGUUCUUCUGAAUUCAGUAACAUGGCCUGUAAUGUAUCUGAAAUGGAGGAGCAUUUUGUCAAGUACUCUACAUUAAUUGAACAAUUGAAGACAGAAACAAUAUUUUUCCGGGUAGAAACUGAGUUAGCAGAACAGAUUUUGAUGGAUAAGGAAAUUGAAGUUUCCCUACUAAAGCGAGAAGUUCAGCAGGAAAAAGAAGAAAAGAAGAACUUAUUGAUGGAACUGAAGCAGAACAUCUUAAGGAUUACAAAGAUAAGUGAAGUAAACAAGGAACUUGAACAAAAUAUUGAGCUUCUAAAGGAUGUUAGUUGCUCUAAUAUUGCAUUGAAGGGUGAACUUGUUGAAGUUAAGGAGUCAGAGAAAAGACUUUUGGAUGAGAUUCGAGAUCUUGAGGUUGAUUAUGAUAGAGUAAUUGGAGAUGCCCUAGCAAAGAAUGUGGCUUCUGAAUUUGCUUUCCAUCAUAUUUUGUUUCUGGAAGAUCAAUUCAGAGAGUUACAAAGCAUAAACGUCAUAUUGGAAAGUUCAUGUUGCAAACUUAAGAAUGAGCUGCACCUAAGGGAUUCAGAGAUAGAUAGAAUACAAAGUUUGUUGCAACUUGAGUUAUCUAGAAAGGAAGAUGUAAUUAAAGGGCUGCUGUACGAUCUGAGCUUACUGCAGGAAUCGGCAUCUACCAGUAAAGACCAAAAGGAUGAAAUGGAGGAAAUGAUGGCCAUAAUGGAAGAAUUUGAAUCGGAGCUUACAAUUAAAUCUGACGAGCUUGCUUCUGUAGUUGCAAACUGUCGGCUUUUUGAAACUCAGUUAAUGGAUAAAUCGAACAGAGUUAUCGCUCUUGAGUUGGACCUCUCAAAAGAGUGUGAGGUGGUAAAGCAGCAAGUUAGUGAAAUUGAUGAACUUCGAACUCAUAUUGAAGAUGCCUUGGUGGCAAGAAAACUGGUUGAGGAGGAGCUAAAAGAGAGAAAGAAGAUAACAGAGAGUUUAGAGAAUGAAAUCUUGGAAAUGAGCAAUGUUCUUGGGCAAAUGAAUGAUUCAAUUAAAAAUCUAAGUGUUGAUAGGGAUGCCCUAACUAUUCAAAGGGAUCAACUUGAGGGUCAAGUGAUUUUACUCAAAGAAGGGCUUGAAAAUGCUGCAGCACAAGCUGAAGCUAACGAAGCGAUUGCACAAGAUGCUCAAAAGAUGGCUGAAGCAAGAAAAGUUUAUGCUGAAGACAAGGAAGCAGAGAUUGAACUUCUUGAGAGAUCUGUUGAAGAGCUGGAAAGUACCAUAAAUGUACUAGAAGAAAAUGUUGACUUCAUUAAAGGAGAAGCUGAACGGCAACGGCUGCAAAGAGAAGAACUAGAAACGGAGCUAUGUGCAUUAAAAGAGCAGAUGCAAAAUCUACGAAAUGCUAAUGAUGAUACAAAAAGAUUUCUGGAUGGAAAAGAGAAAAGCCUUGAAGAAGCCCAAAAUCACAUACAGGUUCUGAAGAGUGAUAUUGCAGGAAAAGAUGCAGAGGUUGCACAAAUGAAAGCUCAUAUAUCAGAGCUUAAUUUGCAUGCUGAAGCACAAGCAAUGGAGUACAAGCAGAAAUUCAAAGCAUUGGAAGCGAUGGUCGAGCAAGUCAAACCUGAGGGCAUUUCCACGCAGUCCACCAAUGCUCUGUCAAACAAGUCUGAGAAGAAUGCGACCAAGUCUCGAGGUUCUGGUUCUCCUUUCAAAUGUAUUGGCUUGGGAUUGGCACAACAAGUAAAAAAUGAAAAGGUUGAAGAGCUGUCUGCUGCAAAACUGCACAUUGAGGAACUAGAAUCUCAGGCAGCAUGUCGACAGAAAGAGAUAUUUUCACUGAAUGCUAGAUUAGCAACUGCGGAGAGCAUGACCCAUGAUGUAAUACGCGACUUACUUGGAGUGAAGUUGGAUAUGACCUCUUAUGUGUCACUGCUGGAUAAUCAUCAAGUUCAGAAGAUUGCAGAGAAAGCUCAAUUUCUAACUCUAGAACCUAAAGAGAAGGAACAAGAGGUUACUAAACUAAGGAGGCAGCUUAAUGAGUUUAUUGAAGAGCGGAAAGGAUGGUUAGAAGAUAUCAAUAGAAAACAAGCCGAGUUAGUAGCUGCACAGAAUGCAUUAGAAAACCUUCGGCAGCGAGACCAGUCACUAAAAGAUGAAAACGAAUUGUUGAGGAUGGAAAAUGCAAGUAAGAUGAGUAAGGUAAUGGAACUGGAGGAAGAAAUCAAGAAGCUGUCAGGUCAGCAAAAUCUUCAGCAGCGUAUUCAUCAUCAUGCUAAAAUUAAGGAGGAAAACAACACAUUAAAGAUACAGAAUGAACAACUCAGCGCAAAGUUACGCAGGUCAAAUCACUUCAUGUCACGUGUCCAAGAAGACAUUGCUCGCCUUCGUGCUUCCACAGGGUCGAAACACUAUAUUGAUUUUGAUCAAGAGCAACGUCUGAGGAAAAUGGUGAAGGAGACCGAGGAAGAGAAAAUACAAUUAGCACAGCAAUUACUGAGAUUGUCUACUAAUGUUCUAAAGGCUGCUGGAAUAGCAAAACCAGUGUCAGAUGUGAAUCCUACUAUUGCUGAGAAGGCCCUAGAGGAGCUCAAGAAUAGGAUAACUUCCCUGGAAAUGGAACACGAAGAUUUGAAGUUUAAGAAUAAAAUUAUGAUAGAAAAAAUUAGACUAUCUGAACUCAUGCCACAAGCUUCUCCUUUGAGCUCAAGAUCUGAAGAGAACAAGAAGACUCCACCAAAGGCAAACAAAGCUCCAUUUCUUUCCAGUUUUGAUCGAUACUGA